UUGUUUGAGAUAGGGUUUCUUUAUAUGACAGUUCUGGUUUUCCGGGAUUUGUAGACCAGGCUGGCCUUCUACUCACAGAAAUUUCAUCUGCCUCUGCCUUCCUGAGUCCUGAGUGCUGUGAUUAAAGGCAUGUGCCACCAUGCCUGGUUGAGAAGUAAAAUCUUGCUAGCAAGUCAUUCAGUAUUUAAGAUAGUAUUGGGGAAAGUUGGUGACAAGUGUUUUCCCGAAAUGUUGAAGAAUGAUUAUAUUUUAAGGUUGGGCUUUUUUAACCUUUGAAAGUAAUGCUGGAUUGGAUUGAGAGAUUUGAAGCAUACUGUGAGAUAAUUGCACACUUGAAUGAGUAUGUAAUUGCUUACAUUCCAAACCCAGUUUACUGUGUAGUGCAUUUGGUCUUCCUCUUCAUUAGUAUGUUAUUGACGGGGUAAUGUGCAAGUUCCAGAGGCUCUGUGAGUUUAGCAAACUUAAUUCUAAAGAGAUGCAACCUGAAAAUAAGAGAUUAAAAUGGGGGUAGCUAGUGCUUUUCUUAUUUUCUACACUGAAACGACUAUUUCCUGUUCUCAGGUUUUAAGCAUAUGACCUGUCAAUGAGAUAGAUGAUUUGGAAUUAAUACCUGAAGGGCUGGUGAGAUGGCUCAGUAGCAAGCCUGAGUUCCAUCUUGGGAACCCACGUGAAAGAAUGAGAGAACUGACUCCAGUAGUUUGUCCUUUGGUCUACACACAUGUGCUGUAGCAUGCACGUGUACACACACUCCCAAUACACAAAAUAAAUAAAUGAAUACAUGCAAGGGACAUUUAUCUUAAAUUCACAGUGUUGCAUUGUUAAUUCCAGAGACUUUGCUUAGUCUUAUCAAAUGGUAAAUAACGUUUGGUGAAAUGACUUGUACUACAGGGUACCAAAACAGGACUUGAAUUGUCACUUGCAGAGAUUUUAGUAAUCUUGCUCUGAAUCCAGUACAAUUUCAUGUGUUUCUCAUAAUGAAUAGAGAGUGAAGAGGCACAGGAGCUUGUAAAUAAAGGAGAUUGCCAAGUGACUUACUUAAAAAGGAGCAGUUUGCCAGAGAAAAGGAUAUUUAACUGCUUUAAAUGUGGGCAUGCAUAUAUUUUUCAGCAGUUACAUAGAGCUAGAAAAUCACAUCUUGAAAUAGUAGUGCUAAUUAUUUCCGUGCUUGGUCCAUCCCUGGGGUAUUAAAACUUUUAAUUGCCCUGUUUUCUUUCUUGCUUUUUUUCCACUCAUAAGCUCCUGAUGUCCUCCCUAACAUUGUACCAUCCCCCCCCACCUGCUUCCUGCUAGUUGGGAGUGGGAGAGACCUCAGUGGUGGGUAUGUUUUGGGUUAUAUGAGCUCCAACAUUGAGGUAUGUUGUAGUUUCUGUGUGUGACUAGGGGACAAUAGAUAUUGUGAAGCUUACUAUUCCACAUAUGUCUUGUAAGAAGUGGUUUUGUUCUUUCAAAUCACAUUUGUCUCCUGUGAUACAGGGUUAGCUCCUGUGAUACUGGGUGGUGAUGGAGUGGCAGAGUAUUGGAGCUGCUGGAGGUUUUAUUACUAGACUGUUCUUGGUGGUGUUUUUAAAUGGCACAGGGUGGCACAGAGGAAGACAGGCGGAUGCUCAUGCUCAAGAAGUUUCAUAUGUUAUCUGGAAUUCUUAUAUACAAUUUUACUUAUUUUUGAUGAAUUAAAUUUAAGAGUACUUUAGCAUUAAAAUGGCUGUUGCUGUAUGUACUUUAUUCCUCCCUUUGCAGUUUUGCUUUCUUAUAGGAGAAUUUGGUGUGAGCUGUUUGAAUCUUGUUUUCUCCCUAGCAGAAAGAGAGAAAGUACUUGAAAAAAGAAAAAGGAUUUGGAUUUUCAGAUGGAAACAAAAGGAUAUGGAGAGCCUGGGAGACAUUCGUUGAUGAAUGGAUUGAUGGAUUGGUUGAGACCACGUCUGUUGUAGAACUCUGGAUCCUCUUGCCUUCUCCCAGAACCAUCUGAUAACUUAAGGGAGAUCCUCCAAAAUGUGGCCAAAUUGCAAGGAGUAUCAAAUAUGAGAAAGUUGGGCCAUCUGAAUAACUUCACUAAGCUUCUUUGUGAUAUUGGCCAUAGCGAAGAAAAACUGGGCUUUAAUUAUGAAGACAUCAUAAUUUGUUUGCGUUUAGCUUUAUUAAACGAAGCAAAAGAAGUGAGAGCAGCAGGGUUGCGAGCACUGCGAUAUCUCAUCCAAGAUUCCAGUAUUCUGCAGAAGGUGCUAAAAUUGAAAGUGGACUAUUUAAUAGCUAGGUGCAUUGACAUCCAGCAGAGCAAUGAGGUGGAGAGGACACAAGCACUUCGCUUAGUCAGAAAGAUGAUUACUGUGAACGCUUCCUUGUUUCCUAGUUCUGUGGCCAACUCAUUAAUUGCAGUUGGAAAUGAUGGACUUCAAGAAAGAGACAGAAUGGUCCGGGCAUGCAUUGCCAUUAUCUGUGAACUAGCACUUCAGAACCCAGAGGUGGUAGCCCUUCGAGGCGGACUAAACACCAUCCUGAAAAAUGUGAUUGAUUGCCAAUUAAGUCGAAUAAAUGAGGCCCUCAUUACUACAAUUUUGCACCUUCUUAAUCAUCCAAAGACCCGACAGUAUGUGCGAGCUGAUGUAGAAUUAGAGCGAAUUUUAGCACCCUAUACUGAUUUCCACUACAGACAUAGUCCAGACACAGCUGAAGGACAGCUCAAAGAAGACAGAGAAGCACGAUUUCUAGCCAGUAAAAUGGGAAUCAUCGCAACAUUCCGCUCAUGGGCAGGUAUUAUUAAUUUAUGUAAACCUGGGAACUCUGGGAUCCAAUCUCUAAUUGGAGUACUUUGCAUACCAAAUAUGGAAAUAAGGCGAGGUCUGCUUGAGGUGCUCUAUGACAUAUUUCGUCUCCCUCUACCUGUUGUGACAGACGAGUUCAUAGAAGCCCUGCUCAGUGUAGAUCCAGGAAGGUUCCAGGACAGUUGGAGGCUUUCAGAUGGCUUUGUGGCAGCUGAGGCAAAGACUAUUCUUCCCCAUCGUGCUAGAUCCAGGCCAGACCUUAUGGACAAUUACUUGGCACUGAUACUUUCUACAUUUAUUCGUAAUGGACUUUUAGAGGGCCUGGUUGAAGUGAUAACGAACAGUGACGAACACAUCUCAGUUAGAGCCACCAUCCUUUUAGGAGAGCUCUUACAUAUGGCAAACACAAUUCUUCCUCAUUCGCAUAGCCAUCAUUUGCAUUGCUUGCCAACCCUUAUGAAUAUGGCUGCAUCCUUCGAUAUUCCCAAGGAAAAGAGACUUCGAGCCAGUGCAGCCCUGAACUGUUUAAAACGCUUCCAUGAAAUGAAGAAACGAGGACCUAAGCCUUAUAGCCUUCAUUUAGAUCACAUCAUUCAGAAAGCAAUUGCAACACACCAGAAACGGGAUCAAUAUCUUCGGGUUCAGAAAGAUAUAUUUGUUCUUAAGGAUACAGAGGAAACUCUUUUAGUAAACCUUAGGGACAGCCAAGUCCUUCAACAUAAGGAAAAUCUUGAAUGGAAUUGGAAUCUUAUUGGGACCAUUCUUAAGUGGCCAAAUGUAAAUCUAAGAAACUAUAAAGAUGAACAGUUGCACAGGUUCGUGCGCAGACUUCUUUAUUUUUACAAGCCCAGCAGUAAGCUGUAUGCCAGUCUAGAUCUGGACUUUGCCAAGUCCAAGCAGCUCACAGUUGUCGGCUGUCAGUUUACAGAGUUUCUUCUUGAGUCUGAAGAGGAUGGGCAGGGAUACUUAGAAGAUCUUGUGAAAGAUAUUGUUCAGUGGCUCAAUGCUUCAUCUGGGAUGAAACCUGAAAGAAGCCUUCAGAAUAAUGGUUUACUGACCACCCUUAGUCAACACUACUUCUUAUUUAUUGGAACACUUUCUUGUCAUCCUCAUGGAGUAAAAAUGCUGGAAAAAUGCAGUGUCUUUCAGUGUCUUCUUAAUCUUUGCUCUUUGAAAAACCAAGAUCACCUGCUGAAACUCACUGUUUCUAGCCUCGACUAUAGCAGAGAUGGAUUAGCUAGAGUCAUUCUUUCAAAAAUCCUCACUGCAGCUACUGAUGCCUGCAGAUUGUAUGCAACAAAACAUUUAAGGGUUUUAUUAAGAGCUAAUGUUGAAUUCUUCAACAAUUGGGGAAUAGAGUUACUAGUGACUCAGCUACAUGAUAAAAACAAAACAAUUUCUUCUGAAGCUCUGGAUAUCCUUGAUGAAGCUUGUGAAGACAAGGCCAAUCUUCAUGCUCUUAUUCAGAUGAAACCAGCUUUAUCCCACCUUGGUGACAAGGGCUUGCUUCUCCUCUUGAGAUUUCUCUCCAUUCCAAAAGGAUUUUCCUAUCUGAAUGAAAGGGGUUAUGUAGCAAAACAAUUGGAAAAAUGGCACAAGGAAUACAAUUCAAAAUAUGUUGACUUAAUUGAGGAACAACUUAAUGAAGCACUCACUACAUACAGAAAACCUAUUGAUGGUGAUAACUACGUUCGUCGGAGUAACCAAAGAUUACAACGACCUCAUGUCUAUCUGCCGGUACAUCUUUAUGGACAACUGGUACACCACAAAACAGGAUGUCAUUUACUAGAAGUACAGAAUGUUAUCACAGAACUCUGUCACAAUGUUCGCACUCCAGACUUGGAUAAAUGGGAAGAAAUUAAAAAACUGAAAGCCGCUCUUUGGGCCUUGGGAAAUAUUGGCUCAUCGAAUUGGGGGCUUAAUUUGCUACAGGAAGAAAAUGUGAUUCCAGAUAUACUAAAACUUGCAAAACAGUGUGAGGUUCUUUCCAUCAGAGGGACCUGUGUAUAUGUUCUUGGGCUCAUAGCUAAAACCAAGCAAGGCUGUGAUAUUCUAAAAUGUCACAGCUGGGAUUCUGUGAGGCACAGUCGCAAGCAUCUGUGGCCAGUGGUUCCAGAUGAUGUGGAACAGCUCUGCAAUGAGCUCUCUUCUGUCCCAAGCACCCUCAGUUUGAACUCUGAGUCAACCAGCUCUAGACAUAACAGUGAAAGUGAGUCUGCACCAUCAAGCAUGUUCAUACUGGAGGAUGACCGGUUCGGCAGCAGCUCCACCAGUACAUUUUUCCUUGACAUCAAUGAAGAUGCAGAGCCAGCAUUUUAUGACCGACCUGGACCCAUAAAGGAUAAAAAUUCAUUUCCUUUUUUUGCCUCUAGCAAACUUGUAAAGAAUCGUAUCUUAAAUUCACUUACUUUGCCUAAUAAAAAGCACCGUAGUAGCAGUGAUCCAAAAGGAGGAAAACUGUCGUCUGAAAAUAAGACAAGCAACCGGCGAAUCAGAACACUUACAGAGCCCAGUGUUGACUUUAAUCACAGUGAUGACUUUACACACAUCUCCACAGCACAGAAAACAUUACAGCUAGAAACUUCCUUUGUUGGGAAUAAGCACCUUGAAGACACUGGCAGCACUCCAAGUAUUGGAGAGAAUGACUUGAAAUUCCCCAAGAGCUUUGGUACAGAGAAUCACAGAGAAAACACAAGCCGGGAGAAGUUGGUUGUAGAAAGUUCAACAAGCUCACAUAUGAAGAUCCGCAGCCAAAGCUUCAACACAGACACUACAACAAGUGGCAUAAGUUCAAUGAGCUCAAGUCCCUCUCGAGAGACAGUUGGUACAGACCCUACAACUAUGGACACAGACUGUGGAAGUAUGAGUACUGUGGUAAGUACUAAAACUGUUAAGACAAGCAACUAUUUGACACCACAGUCUAACCAUCUGUCUCUCUCCAAAUCGAAUUCAGUGUCCCUGGUGCCACCAGGUUCUUCUCAUACACUUCCUAGAAGAGCACAGUCCCUUAAAGCGCCCUCCAUUGCAACAAUAAAAAGUCUAGCAGAUUGCAACUUUAGCUACACAAGUUCCAGAGAUGCCUUUGGCUAUGCUACAUUGAAAAGAUUACAACAGCAAAGAAUGCACCCAUCCUUAUCACACUCCGAAGCUUUGGCAUCCCCAGCAAAAGACGUACUGUUUACUGAUACGAUCACCAUGAAGGCCAACAGUUUUGAGUCAAGACUGACACCAAGCAGGAUCGAUUUUAAAAAGAAGCAUGUCGGGGGAAUCAGGAGCUUAAGACCUACAAUAACAAACAACCUUUUCAGGUUUAUGAAAGCUUUAAGUUACGCAUCAUUAGAUAAAGAAGAUUUAUUAAGUCCUAUUAAUCAAAAUACCCUGCAGCGAUCUUCCUCAGUUAGGUCCAUGGUAUCCAGUGCUACAUAUGGAGGUUCUGAUGACUACAUUGGACUUGCCCUUCCAGUGGACAUCAAUGAUAUAUUCCAGGUAAAGGAGAUUCCUUAUUUUCAGUCAAAGUACUUGCCUCCACCAGAUGACCGAGGUACAAAAAUGUUUUCCCAAGAUUCAGGAGGUCUUCCAUCUGGAACCGGCGGUCUUGUAAAAAACUCUUUUCACUUGCUACGGCAGCAGAUGAGUCUCACGGAAAUAAUGAACUCUGUCCAUUCAGACGCCUCUCUGUUUUUAGAGAGCACAGAAGACACUGGACUACAGGAGCACACAGAUGACAAUUGCCUUUACUGUGUCUGCAUCGAAAUUCUGGGCUUCCAGCCCAGUAACCAGCUAAGUUCCAUAUGUAGUCACUCAGACCUUCAAGAUAUUCCAUAUUCUGAUUGGUGUGAGCAGACGAUCCACAAUCCCUUAGAAGUGGUUCCCUCUAAGUUCUCGGGGAUUUCUGGGUGCAGCGAUGGUGCAUCUCAAGAAGGCUCAGCCAGCAGCACCAAAAGCACAGAGCUGCUACUGGGUGUGAAAACCAUUCCAGAUGAUACACCAAUGUGCCGUAUCCUGCUUCGUAAAGAAGUGCUAAGAUUAGUCGUCAAUUUGAGUAGUUCUGUUUCUACCAAGUGUCAUGAAACAGGGCUUUUGACAAUUAAAGAGAAAUAUCCUCAAACAUUUGAUGACAUAUGCCUUUAUUCUGAAGUUUCUCAUUUGUUGUCACACUGCACAUUUAGACUUCCAUGCCGGAGGUUCAUACAAGAGUUAUUUCAGGACGUACAAUUUUUACAAAUGCAUGAAGAAGCAGAGGCUGUGUUGGCAAUUCCACCAAAACAACCUAUAGUUGAUGAAUCUGACGAAUCCUGACCUCAUAUUUAUGAUGUUUAUAGCUAGAUACUAUAUAUUUAUCCAUACUUGUGGAUUUCCUAAAGGCCUCAUGAAAUACUGACUGGCUGUCAGCGAGACGGGAGUAUCUUCUGUCCCAGCAGUCAUUGGUACAGAACAGCUGCAACUGCUGUCAUCCCUAACUAAGCCAACUUCCUCUUCCCUGUUGGGCCCUUCUCGGGGCUGUGAUUCAUUACCACCGUUAAUUCGGUUACCAUCAUAUGCAAGAGCCAAGCACUGAAUGCCUACAUAGGUUUUCUAUUUUUUUAUUUUAAAAGCAUAAUGACAGUGGAACAGAAACAGGACAUGAAGAUGCACCCUUCACAUAGUUAUUUCUGAAUGCUUUUAACUAGGGUAAAUCAAAAGGACGCCUUGUUUGUUAGCUAAUUCAUGGGAACCAGGAGUCACUGUCUCUGAGGCGGCAUCCUGUUAUCCCAUAGGCUGUGCUGUAACUGCUGGUAUCAGGGCUCGCUGGCCCUUCCACAUUUCCUUAAUGUUUGUAACACUACUUCAGAGGUUUCUGACCUCAGAGCAAAAGAAGAGCCUCAGCAAUUGGAACUAUAAUGUUAUUUUAUGUUGUUAGACUGCUUAAAGAUGCUUUUUUGUUUUCCAUCUCUCCAGGUUGUUGCAAUAUGUUGUUAAAGGUUAUUUGUACCAAUUAAGGGUUUUCACUACAGUUGUUGAUUAAAAUGAAUCGUUCAAUUGAAAUGCUUCUCAUGUCCGAGUACACACACACACACACACACACACACACACACACACACACACACACACACACAGUGGACUGCCAUCCUCAUGAGCUCCUCUCACCACUUUAAACAGACUGAGCAAGUUAUUGGUAGUCUGCAUCCAAAGCAAAGGAAAGCAUUAAGUGAUACUUUCAGUCUCUUAAAGAAAAGACAAGUUUGCCUAAAAUUUACACAUUCCAUGUAAAAAAGAAGAGCCAUAUUUGUGUUUAAAAAGUUAUUGAGACUCAUUAAGGUUAAAAAUUGUGGUGAAAAGCCUUAAUUACUAAAUUUUAAAGCCGUGGCAAUGUCAUUUUUGUUAGUGUUCUUGUUUUGCACAAAAUAAUUGCAGUUGUAGGUGAGUUGAAGAGUACAGUCAUUGCCUUUAUCACAUGUGUGAAGUUGAUGAAGGCAGGGUUUUGUCUGUCUGUCUAAUUUGUGUAUGUAUAAAGAUAUUUGGAAAUCUUUACAGAAAUUAAAGAAAUAUGCAAAUUUGUACAUAAGGUAGCAUGAACAUCAUUACUAGAAUGCUUGUGAGUGAAAGGGUUAUUUUUCUUGGAAUAAUAUGUAUAGAACAAAAACAUCCAGCUGGACUGACUACCGUUUUGUAACUGCUUUGUGUGGCCUGUUUUUACAGUUACACAUCAGCUUGAACACCAUCAUAUACAUCAGUCCAUGUUUUCCCAUGCUGUACACCCUUUUCAUAAUGGGCUUGUUUGUGAGACCUGGGAAACAGAACUCACAGAGAUUGUUUUAACUGGCACUGAAAGCUCCCACUAGGAUGAAGCAUUUCAUCUCCCUCCUAACUCCUCUGACUGCACUUCAGCAAAUUGUUCUUACAUGCACUGUGUGGCAAUUUCCAUGACAAUAAAGCAGACAAGGGCUCUAAGCUGCUGCUUACACGGUUCUUCUCAUUCACUCAGAAAAUCCAGUGAGGGUAAAACUUUGAACUUCAUCACUGAACCCAAGUGUUUAUUUAAAUGUCAACAGUACUUCUAAGAACAUUGCCUAUCACCUUGGUCUUUGGUAUUGGAUAAUAAAACUGCCUUCCCAGAGAACCAAAUGUCAGAGAUACUAGACCAAAUGUGGUUACAAUCCCAAAGGAAGGAAUGUAAUCUUACUCAUAAUGGGAUUAACAUUUUAGACAUUCAUUUUAAACACUACCUCAGUUAACAUAGAGUAUAAAAUCUGUGGUUUCAUCCCUCAAAAAUUAACAGUAACUAUUUUUAUUUUUCAUCACACAAAACUAUUCCCCAUCCUGCGCACCUAAGUCAGCCAUCCCUAAAUUAAGACUAUGCCUAGUGUCCUAAGCAGGUGUUUGUUUUGUUUUGACUUUUGACUGUUACUUUGAAAGGUGUGUGUGUGUGUGUGUGUGUGUGUGUGUGUGUGUGUGUGUGUGUGUGUGUGUGUGUGAUAUCUGCCUAUAGCACUUACUUUGGGAAGAUAUUGGAGCUUUGUGAUGAUAAGUCUAUUGGAGGAAAUUGUCUAUGCUUAAAUUUAUAGUGCUAUGUGGUUUAACCAUGGUUUCACCAGGAGGUGUAAUACAUUUCCUUUAAGUGCUUGUAUAAAAGUAGACUUUCAUGAUGAAAACUACAUGCAGUGCCAAGUGAUUAGUGUAGGUGUUUUAUGACUAUUAAAUUAUAGCAGAAAAAGUUAGGAAUGAUGUCAAUGGUAAUAGAAAUCAUUGAAAAAUCAUCUAUAAAUAGAUAUUACCAAAAUAAUGUCAAUACUGUAGUUUUUCAAAAGCUUAGAAUUAAUCUUAGUCACAUAAAUUUGUACUAUUGGUAAUUAUUUAAUAAUUUGGAGGAGUUUGAACAGUUAAGCUGGUUGUAAACUGUGAAUUUCUAAUCGUAAAUUGUCAUUUCUAAUUGAAUUUUUUCAAGAACAGAUUUCAGCUUCGCAUACUAAGUAAAUACUGACAAAUAAGGAGAAAUUUAGUAUUUAUAAGAAAAUAGGCUCUAAAAUUUCUUGUCCGUUUAUUUUCUGUUUGUGCUUAGGGUAUAUUGGAGGAGGAAAGUGUUCUCCCUGACUGUAGUAUUUCUAAUAAAGAGUAACAAAUAGACAUCCCUGAGACAGUGAUAUUACAAGACUGUUGGAAGUGUAUGCACAGUUGCUGUGGUGAUGUAACAGGUCACUGCGAGCAGUGUCUUCAGCAGCAUUCCACUCUUGUCCAGAGCAUGAGAUGGUUAAAGCUGAAUUCCAUGUCACCAUGGUGGAGUGUUCAAAGUGGGAUGUCACUGUUUAUUUAAUUUGUCUACUGCUAUUUAUAUAAAAUUUUUAUUUCAUUCCUUUCAGAGGAUGCCUUUUAUUCCCCAUAUCAAAGCACAGAUUAUUAAGCAAUAAGAAACAAAAUUGUCUGUCAUUCAAAUUAUAAUUGCAGUUAUUCUCGUAUGGUAAGAGUGAGGUGCUAAUUUUGUGUGAGAAGAAUUCGUGACCACUUGGGAAAUGUAUUUUGGAAGUAAGAUUUUUUCCCUUCCUCCUUUAGACUUUUGCUUCCAUUUUGUCUCAAAUUCACAAUCCAUGAAAGAAAAGUAGAAUUGUUUGAGAGACUUCUAAGAAAAGCUGCUUGUAAUGAACAUUUCAGAUUUUCCUAAAUGUGGGUUGGCAAAGAGCUCCGUUCCCUCUGUACUGGCAGAGUCUGCUGUCCCAUCUUAACCUUGAGAGUGUCACUACACUGAGUCCCACUUCAGGCAUGCCAGUGAACUUAGAAGGGCACAGCAGUCUGCACAGGGCUUUCCAGAGGCCUUUCUCUUUAAUUACAGUUCCCCAUGAGGGGUUUCAUUUCCAGUACAUUUAUACGACUCACAGAAUGUGGGAUUCCUCCCCUUUGGAGUAUUUUUAUAGUUAGGUGGAUAACUCUGCCACAGAUGCAUGGAUUGCACAUUUGACUCUGUAAGAUACUUAAUAUGAAAAUAUGCCAAAAAGGAAGCAUAUCUUACAAUUUUCCCAUGUAACUAGGUUGGUCUAGCACAAAAUGCAAAGUCUUAGGGCAGAGAGGGAAUGAUGAAAAUUUUUUAUGUAUGAUUGUUGAAAAAUGUUUCAUUACUGGCCUGUCAGAAACCCUAACAAUGCAUUGUGAAACAAAUGAUGUAAAUUAAAUUAGCUUUGAAAAGUGGUAAGGGAUCGUAAAGAGAAUCUCAGACUCAAUGCUCUCUGACCACAUGACCUUUUUUUAUUUAGUAAUACGCUGCUACAUUUUUGGAGGUUCUGGUGUUUGUAGGUCACUGAACAGACAUUGAAAUCUGAUUUAUAUUGUAUAACUGUAACAUAGAAAGAAAAAGUAUUUAUAUAUUUUCCUUAAGAAUAUUUCAUUGAGUUGUGUAUAAUUUAAAUAAGAUUUGUUCCCAAAUGGUUUUGCUCACCUUGAUUUUGUUGUUGUUGUGGUUUUAUUGUUUUUGUAUAAUGUGUACAGUUUAUGUUAAGGGCAUUAAAGCCUCCUGAAACAUAAUCUUAUCAAAGGGAUUCAUUGUUAAUAAAAUGUACUUAAAAUUCUUAAA
Mesocricetus auratus (golden hamster) is the source of this 11298-nucleotide messenger RNA. It is a transcript of the gene Rictor, whose product is annotated as RPTOR independent companion of MTOR complex 2. The transcript has 39 exons. NCBI's taxonomy places the organism in Eukaryota, Metazoa, Chordata, Mammalia, Rodentia, Cricetidae. The coding region runs from base 2019 to 7058 and encodes 1679 amino acids. Gene Ontology annotation, cellular component: TORC2 complex. Gene Ontology annotation, biological process: positive regulation of phosphatidylinositol 3-kinase/protein kinase B signal transduction; TORC2 signaling. The record is from RefSeq and is a predicted model, not a curated record. Gene Ontology annotation, molecular function: protein serine/threonine kinase activator activity.